AUGGCGGACUCGCAAAGGAGCGAUGUAUUUGUUCUGGAGUCGGAAUCACAACUUUUCAACCGUAUUAUCAGCCAAGAAUUAAACGAACGCGAUUCAGAUGAUGAACAGAGUAGUUUGCAAAGCCAGCAAAUGAUGCAGGGCGACCAAACGAUGAAUACUUCCGCGUCAUCCGAAGCCCAAGGUGUGCCUAUAAACAAUUUAAUUCUUUAUAUAAGCUUAAUAGCUUAUGGACGCUGAUCCACGCUGGAUCAAGCUCACCAUAUUUACUCCUAUUACAAAUUUCAUAUUAGAUAUUUUACAAAGGUAAAAUAGAAUUGUGUUGUUGGUAAAAUUUCUAACAGGCAUAGCUAUUUGUUAUAAAAGUAUUACAAACUGAAGAGAAUUCCCCUAUCAAGAAAAGUUAUUAAAUAUAAACAAGAAGGGCACAAACCUUUGUAUAGGCAUUGUAUGAUAGUAUGUAAAAUGUAAACAACGCAAAGAUUUAUUCUUACAAUACAAACGUUGGCGUCGAAAAUACUGAUAAACAAUAAUUAUUAAUAUAUUGUAUUAAUGCAUGUCUGUUUCUAUAGAUGUAAAUUCAAUUGAUGUGCUGGAGGUGAUUGUAAAUGAAGUGCAGGCGCAUCCAAUACUGUGGAGUAGACAAAAUCCAGAUUAUAAACGGUCAGACAAGAAGCGAAUUGUUUGGAGUGCUAUUGCUCAAAAAGUAGGGCUGGAAGGUAAUGAUCUUUCAAAACGUUUGCAAUGUAUUUCAAAAAGCCUACUCUUGUAUUUUACUGCAAAAUAUGUAACUAUUUACCUAAAAAGUUUAAAAGGUUUACUCUGCCAUCCAGUGAAGGGGGGGGGGGGGCUAAUGUCACCUAUUUAAAUUUCACCUGGUAAUUUAAAGCAUAUGGGAUGUGAGGGUAGGGCUUGCCUGUAUGUUUAGGGAAAUGUUAUCAAUGCUAUUCUUGUUGUUAAACUAAAUGCUGUACUAUGCCUACAUGAUACAUUUUAUUUAUUUACAGUGGAGCAAGUGAAGUUAAAGUGGAAGAAUUUAUCAGAUGGUUUCAAGAAAUGCCUAGACAGGAAGAGAGAUUUAGAAAAAAGUGGCAGUGGGUAUUCAAAACAACCUACCUGUCGUUUUUACAACCAGUUGCUGUUUCUAAGAGAUUCUAUCGGCAACAGAACUACCCAAAGCAAUGUUCAGGUGAGGUCUAUUUCACCUGCUACCCCAUCCCCCUCUGAAAAAGCUCUACCUGAACCAUCAACACAUGUCGAGUCAAAUCCUGGCAAUAAAGCUUCUCAACAAAAUCAGCAACAGGCAGUACCCCCCACAGCACAACCACCAGCCAAAGAAAAGCUCCAAUUUCCACAAGCAACUGUUAUCCCAAAAAAGAAAAAGAAAGUUGUACUUGAUCCAGUUGAAGAAUAUUUUAUAAAAUCAAUUGAAAAAAAUGAGGAAGAAAAUAAGUUAGUGCCAGCAAAAAAAGAAGAUGUAGAUGAGCAAUUUUGUCAAAGUAUUACCCAUACAUUACGGCGACUUGGAGAGCAAUCAGUGAAGAAAAACCAACUGGCAAAAAUAAAAAUUCAGCAGUUGCUCUUUGAUAUUGAGUUUGAUGACUGA
Messenger RNA from Paramuricea clavata, 1603 nucleotides. The record is from the annotation of a GenBank genome assembly. NCBI's taxonomy places the organism in Eukaryota, Metazoa, Cnidaria, Anthozoa, Malacalcyonacea, Plexauridae.